AAAAGCCCAAAUGGAAAAAUCUAACCCUUAAUGUGUAGCUCCUUCUAUUUGAUCAUCUCAUAUUCAAUGGUUUCCUUUAAGAUACGGUGUCUUUGAUUUUUAUUCUAGUUUGAUUUUGUUCACUCCAUUGUUGCUGCUUUUUCCAUUAGCAUUUUGAUAAAAUGGCAUGCACAAUUAAUCUAAAUUCUUUCUCAUUCUGGUCCAGUGCAUCCCUGGUUAACAUGCUUACUUCUCAAGUUUGAUUUCUUAACCUUCAUCAGGGUAAGGCAGAGGAUCAGCUUAGUUGGAGAGUGCUUCAAAAUGAGAAACUUGCAGGAUUGAGGGAGAAGCUCCAAUCUAGAAGAGAACAAUAUUCACAAGGGAAGGGUAAGGUUGAGAAGAUGUCAUAUGAUCUAAAAGUCAAAUAUGAGUUGCUUGAAUCAGCCAGGACUACGUUGGAAAGAAAUCGUGUCAAACAACUGGAAAAGUUCUAUCCUAAUCUCAUCUAUACGCAGAGCUUGGGGCACAUGGCCAUUACCUCGGAACGUCUUCACAAACGGUCAGUUGUUAUCAAACAGAUAUGCAAGUUGUUCCCACAACGUCGGGUAAAUAUAGACGGAGAGAGAAAAGAUGGGUCUAGCGGUCAGUAUGAUCAAAUCUGCAAUGCACGCUUACCAAGAGGACUUGAUUCCCAUUCAAUUCCAUCCGAAGUACUUGCUGCCUCUUUGGGAUACAUGGUGCAACUUUUAAAUCUUGUUGUUCACAAUGUUGCUGCACCCGCACUUCAUAACUUGGGUUUUGCGGUAAUCAAUCUUUCCAUAAAACAUACAUGUGGGAAUUUGUUUUCUGGUGGUGUCUGCACGUGUCCUGUGCCGCCGGGAACAGAGGAUGUGGCAGGGCAAAUCUUUUAGGCCAUUUACAAGUUUUGAACUCAAAUCAAUAUUGUUUGUUGUCUACUUACUCGGGAAUAUAUAUAUAUAUAUAUAUAUUUGUUCUUACAAUUUAUGAUAAGUAAUUGCGUGAAUAGAUGCAAUUGAAUUUAGGACAAAUUAUACUAACAGUCCUUAUAGUUUGGGAUUCGUAUCACUUUAGUCUAUGACUUUU
Camellia sinensis is the source of this 1083-nucleotide messenger RNA. The record is from RefSeq and is a predicted model, not a curated record. Lineage: Eukaryota; Viridiplantae; Streptophyta; Magnoliopsida; Ericales; Theaceae.